Messenger RNA from Baudoinia panamericana UAMH 10762, 862 nucleotides. RefSeq lists its product as uncharacterized. Gene Ontology annotation, cellular component: Golgi membrane. The record is from RefSeq and is a predicted model, not a curated record. Bases 101 to 496 code for a protein of 131 amino acids. Lineage: Eukaryota; Fungi; Ascomycota; Dothideomycetes; Mycosphaerellales; Teratosphaeriaceae. Gene Ontology annotation, biological process: vesicle-mediated transport. The transcript has 6 exons.
CCUGAACUCUUCCGCAACCACAUUGUUCUAACACCUUAUACAUCAUCGGACUGCCUCUUCCGCAACGCACACAUCCCGCGACUCGUGACCGGCAUUAAUCAUGGACUUCUCCGACAUCUUUCGGAUAGUAAACCUCGCGGUCGCGGUCUUCAUGAUCCUGGGAGGCAUUGGGCAGUUCUUCCCUACAAUCGGAGUGCAAAGCAUCAUCAUCGCCGUAUACCUCUUCAUCUUUGGCCUAGCAACCGGCAUCCUCGAAUUCCAGAUUCCGCCGCAAGUCACAAAAUACGCCUCCUUCCUAUUCAGCUUCGUUGGCCGCGGAACCUUCUACGUCUUCGUCGGCUGCAUAACGAUGGGCUAUAGGUGGUGGAGGUAUACGGCCGGCUCGCUUAUUGUCGCCGUGGGCCUUGCGUACAUCGCGCUGCAGUUUGUGCCGUCGAUCGAGCCGCCGGCGAAUAUGAGGGAUGCGGAUCAGGGGUGGGGUGCGGAGCAGGUGUAAGCUUGUACGCUGUCCGACACGGUAGGAGUGUAACAGUCAGUCGGCACGCUCAAGAUGCAGGUUGAUGUGCAGUUGAGCAUGUGGGAAACGGCGGGAGUUGACAGGCAAGGGCCAUUGCAGCGAUGAUGGAGCGGAAACCUUCUGCCAUCGAGUCGCAGGCAGUGUAAAGAUACGCUGUACGAUCUAUGGUAUGAGGAUAGACGAAUGGCAACUGCUUACACAAGCGGGUUUCCAUAAGAAUAAAAGAGCUUCCAAGCCAAAGCUUUUACACGCCAACCUUCGAAUUACCUGAGCUACUUGCGUAGUAGUAGAAUGAACCUUGAUAUGUGGUUCCCUCUUACGGUACCUCUUGUACCCGUUCAGCAU